This is a messenger RNA of Peromyscus leucopus (white-footed mouse), 1289 nucleotides long. RefSeq names its product small integral membrane protein 41 (gene Smim41). Lineage: Eukaryota; Metazoa; Chordata; Mammalia; Rodentia; Cricetidae. Bases 400 to 675 code for a protein of 91 amino acids. The record is from RefSeq and is a predicted model, not a curated record. The transcript has 2 exons.
CCUAGAAGGGUUGAACUUUUAGUUUGUAACAGAAAGCUCAGUGGUCAGCACCUGGGAGGGGGGUCUGAGAGUCUCAAAAGCGGAAAAGCCCUGAGAACGCUGAAUCUUGGCCUUUUUCAAGGGAGGGAAGCCUUGGGGACAGCUCCUGGGUUUACCUGGAAAUUUCAAAUUGCAGGCAUGGGAUGAGAGAACAGACAGGCUCGGCCUGAGAAUCCAGCCUGUCGGAGAAGGACCUCUAGGCUACCCUGGAGGAGCCUGCCUAGGAGGGGCCUGAGCACUCACUCUGCACGGAGUUGGGGAGAGCGGGGCGGUGGAGCCCCGGGAGGCCCGCCCCUCGAAUACAUCUCUCAGGGCCUCCGCUCCCAGGGCAGUGUGCACAUCUGGGCAGCUGGCGGGAGCAUGAACAGCUCACAGGUGGGGGCUGCGGCCAAGGCUGCCUGGCUGGGCUGCUGUAACCAGUCCGGGUUGCCACUGCAGCCGCCGCCGCCGCCGGAGGGGCCGCGGAUGGUUCAGGCAGUGGUGCUGGGUGUACUGUCCAUUCUGGUGCUGUGCGGGAUCCUGUUCCUGGGUGGUGGACUCCUCCUCCGAGCCCAGGGCCUGAUAGCACCACUGGCUCGGGAGAGGCGUGCAUCCCACGAGGCCGAGCCCGGUGCCUGUGGAGGGGAUGACUCCUAGGUGUCAGGCUGUUCUUGAGAGAGGGUCAGCCCCUUCUGGGCCUUCCAGAGCCCAUGUCUGUGGAGCACAGUGGAAGGUCCAUCCCACAAGCUCUUGUCUCCUGCGCAGAUGCUGGAGCCAGCUGUUCCUCCCGGAGAGCUCUUCCUCUACAAUACCGUCGCACCAGGGAGCCCCUGCCACUCACCCCACCCUGUUCGUUUGUGCUGCCGAGGAGGACGGACUGAAGAUACCUGGACUGUGGUGACACCUCCCUCACUCUGGGAUCCUGGCGCUCAGUACUGCCUCUGAGCUGCUCCCUGACACCUGGGGUGGGUCCAGGAGAGCCAUGCUCCAGGAACACGUGCGUCUGCUUGGUGACUGCUGUGUGCUCUGGGCCCUGAAGGCGGCUUCACACCCCAACUGCUAGUGUGUCCUCUGCACACCAGGCCCCCGUGGACACACGUGCAGCUCCUGUCCUGCCUGGUGCUGGACAGUAGUGUCCUACAGCCCAGCAACCUGUUGUAACCUGUUGUUGCUGAGAACCAUAGGUUAGUGCCUCCCGCCUGGAGAGCGUCGGCCAUCCAGCAAUGCGCCACCACUGUCCAGGGCUCGCUAUUAAACAGGCCAGCAACGCA